AUGGCUGUCGAAUCAGAGGAAGUUCACCAUGAGUCAUCUAAAGAAUACGACUCUGAAGAAUACGAAGAUGAUGAGGAGGUGCUCGAUACUGAGCACAUAGAUGUGGAAAUGGAAGAAGAUGAUUUCAAGACACAGGGUAAAGAGAGAUGCAAGGAUGCUUUCCUUAACUUCAGUUCCGAUUAUGAAGAUAAUGAAGUCGAUGAAGACAAUGACUUAGUUGAUGAAGAUGAAGAAGGGUUUGGUUCAGAAGAGGAAAUCGAUGACACAGCAGGGGCUAAUGAUCUUGAUUUGGGAGAUGCGGUUGGUGCAGGCUUCCCCAUUCAUGACCCAUCAGUUAAGUGGAAUAAGAUGAAGCCCCUUCUUGGUGAAAGGUAUGAAUCACCACAUCAGUUGCAACAAUGUCUCACUAAUUAUGCUAUUAAGUCAGGGUAUAACAUUAAAUUUGCGAAGUGUGACACUGAAUUGGAAUGUGAAUCAAGUGGACCAUCUAUUUUUGAAGCCAGGAAUGGAUUAGAAGGGUACGUGGUUGACUUACAAAGCAAAGUGUGCAGCUGUAGGCUUUGGGAUAUCUCAGGAAUUCCAUGUGUACAUGCACAGUGUGCAAUAUUAUUCACUGGACAAGAUCCUGUUCAAUUCAUAAGUAGUAGAGGUGGUGCAAGGGGUAGUAGAGGUGGUACAGGGGGUAAAAGAGGUGGUGCAGUGGGUAACACAGGUGGUGCAAGAGGUGGUGCAGUGGGUAACAGAGGUGGUAAAAUAGGUGGUAGGGGUAGUAAAAGAGGUGGUAGGGGCAGUAAGACAUCUGUUGGAAUUGAAGGUGGUGGAGUGGCUGAAGUUGAAGGGUAUUCAAUUGAAGAAAUUAAAAAUACACUUAGUCUGACAGAUUCACAUAUGAAACAGCUCAAUGAUUACAAUGACACUAUUGAACAAGUUCUUCCUAUGUCUAUGGAAGAGGAGUAUCCACCUCAGACUGAGACACAAGAUGGGGCUGAAGAAAUUAUCCCUGAGACACAACCAGAAAGUGAAGAAGAAGAAGAAGAAGAAGAAGAAGAAGAAAGCAUUAAUGACACCCAGGAAUUACCAGUACACCUUAGAAUUGUGAAAAGAAGAAGGCCCUCUAAGAGGAUUGUUAAAACCAAGCUGAAGAAGAUGGGAUGUGUUGGGACUUCUGCAAAUUCAGCAUUGGAGUUGGAUUAG
Molecule: messenger RNA, 1194 nt
Organism: Lactuca virosa
Lineage: Eukaryota; Viridiplantae; Streptophyta; Magnoliopsida; Asterales; Asteraceae
Source: the annotation of a GenBank genome assembly